CCCUGCCACCGACGACAGAGGCCCACACGCACCACGAGACGCGAGCGACCAGCAGUGUGAGAGAGUACAGACAUCAUGGGGAAAAACGACUGCUGCUGCGGAAAGUACAAUGCCCGGGAGGGUACCAAGUUCAUCGCCAUCGCAUCGAGCAUUCUGUCGGCCCUCUCCAUAGCUGGAUGCAUUUGGGAACUCAUGAAGCUGAUGAGGGCUCAAUCGGAAAUUGAGCGUCUGAUCGGCUCCCUGGAGAAUCUGGGCAACACCCUGCAGCAGCUGGGCGGAGAGUUCACGUCCAACAACAACUCACGCCAAACCGCCAGCGAUGCUUUCUACCAGAGGAAGCUCGUCGUUGGAGUGGGCCUCGGAAUCGUUGUCGUCAGCCUGCUUACCGCCAUUGCUCUGUUCUUCGCCGCCAAAAAGAACAACCGCUACAUCGCCCUGCCCUACAUGAUCUGGACCAUCAUCCUUCAGAUCCUCUACGGCAUCGGCAUUGCCGGCUUGAUCUUCCUGCUGGUUGUUGGCGACUGGAAUAACAGCGAGAACGAUAUCAUCCAGACUGUCGUCGCUCCGCUGGUAGGCAUAAUCAUCAGCUUUGUUCUCAACACAUGGUGGCUGAUUGUGGUAUUCAACUUCUACAAUCUGCACAGGGAUGGCCAGGCUUUCGACAGUAUUCCCAUGCAGACCGCCUAAGAGGGAAGAAGGUUCUGCGAGAGCUGUGGAGAAGUCAGAUGGUGAAGGAGAAAAGAUGAGGCAGCACCGGGAGGAGUGAAGUCAAAGCGUGCGAGAUCUGAAGAUAUUGAGUGGAGGUUGAGUCGAGACAUACGAGACACAAGAUCAGAUCUCGCAGGUCUGAGAAGUGGCCGUGGGACUGUGAGCCUGCAGGGUGGGAACGGGGGGGGGGGGGCGGUUCAGAGAAGCUGAUUUGCGCCACUGUCAGGAUUCUGUUUUUGUUUGUGGGUAAGUUUCACACGCACUGAGGUCAGUCCUUUGCGCAUCUAGGAUUGUGAUUUUGGGCGUUGAAUUUCAAAGAUUGUGGACCGAGGAUAUUGAUGUGGCUAAACCCAGGAAGUUUGUCUGGUUAUGUCACUGUCGUCUCUAUAUCGUCAGGCAGUAGCCGCUCGACUGAAAUCCGUGAGGUCUCGUAGGACGUCGCGUAAGCCAGCUAACACGCCAUUGCUGUAGGGAAUCUUGCCGUGCGAAAGCUGCUAGCUUUUCCUCUCUGUAUAGAUAAGAUUUGAGCUCGUGAGCUCGUGUUGCGACUGAAUGGUGAGCGAUGUUGCAUUGUGAACCUCAGGCAUGCUAUCUUUCGCCAUGCCUUGGGGUUGACCGCACAGACGGCCAUGCGAUUCUUACACAGUGCGCUUACUGUGAGCACAGGUAGCAUUAGUCAGGUGAGCUUGCCGUUUUGGGGUCGGCACCGCCGUUUGAAAUUUACACUCGGCAGAUGGCGCCACCUCGGACCGAGCCUGAACCGAUUGUGAGCGAUGAGCAUGUCAGCUCAGCUGUCACUGACAGAUCUGAACUCAGUGACAGGUCAAAGGUCAUUAACAGGUCAAAGGUCACUGACAGGUCAGCUGCUAUUGCCAGCUCAUCUCUCGUCAGAAUCUCUCAGCGACCGCACUUUUCGUAAUGCAACACGUUUUCGCUAGCAGGAAAAGCACCUGUCUUUUGAUAUUAUUUUGCCACCCUUGGUAUGCGUGUGGCUGCUGCAUUUUAUCACGGGCCUGCACUUGUUUUUCUGUUUUAGUUGAUUGCCAGACCUAUCCACCAGUCAACUGCUAUGCAGUUGCUAGACUACACGCAUCGUCUGUCGCGUUUACAAGCUUUGACACAAUCGCUAGAUAAGGAGUACUUACACAUAUUCGCCACGCACACGCUUCUAGAGUCUCUUACAUCAUCUUACUGAUGUCGCACUACCAGCCUCUCUCUCUGCGUACGCGUAUUGUGCCAGACCCCCAAGGGAUCCCACAGAUCCCCAAAGGGUUCGGCGUGGUGUCACAAACAAUCUCAUCUCGCUUGACUAUUGAUCGGCCGGGCCUUUCUCCCUCCAAUCUCCCAUAUGUCGUGUCUCUCGGUGUAUUCAUGUCGUACGUCCGUCUCGGUGUGCGUAUUGCGGUGUAUCGCGAAACGGUGAGCCAUUUCGGAGCGCAUUGUGCUAUAGAGCGCAACUUCUCGGCUCUCGUGUCUCUAUGUGGCGUAUUUGGUCCCCCUCCACCUUUGGAGGGAGUUGAUCAAGAAGUUGAUGUCACUCGGCUGCCAGGGAUGUCACUCGAAAGAUGCACUCAUGCGCUUUGUAUGGCCUUGGAUGUGCUUCUCUCGCGACACUCCGUCAACGCUUUGACAAAACAACCAUGUGCCUUUGUUGAAAUACGUCCAUCGUUCAAUGUAACUACAAAUCUGGGAUGUUGUAUCGCUUGAUGCUAAUGCCUGCCUUUUCGAGCCUUGCUAGCUUCUCUCGUACGCGGGUAUAUGUGUACAAGAUCUGUCAUCAAAAUGUUUAAUGAUAUUCAAGGCAGGCCUUUUCUUAGUAGUUAUAUUGGCAACGUCAACAUUGCGCAUUUCUGUUGUCAUUAAAUAAAUGAAACGUAAAA
This is a messenger RNA of Amphibalanus amphitrite, 2588 nucleotides long. RefSeq lists its product as uncharacterized. Bases 76 to 687 code for a protein of 203 amino acids. Lineage: Eukaryota; Metazoa; Arthropoda; Thecostraca; Balanomorpha; Balanidae. The record is from RefSeq and is a predicted model, not a curated record. The transcript is spliced from 4 exons.